Zygotorulaspora mrakii is the source of this 339-nucleotide messenger RNA. RefSeq names its product prefolding complex chaperone subunit (gene PFD1). Gene Ontology annotation, biological process: protein folding. The record is from RefSeq and is a predicted model, not a curated record. The transcript has a single exon. Lineage: Eukaryota; Fungi; Ascomycota; Saccharomycetes; Saccharomycetales; Saccharomycetaceae. Gene Ontology annotation, molecular function: protein folding chaperone. The coding region runs from base 1 to 339 and encodes 112 amino acids. Gene Ontology annotation, cellular component: prefoldin complex; cytoplasm.
AUGUCCGUAUCACCAAUAAUUCAGGAGCUGACAUCCAACUUAAGAAGCUCGAAGGCCCAAUUGAAUGUUGUUACCCAGCAACUGGAUCGGUUAGAAAGACAAGAUAUGUUAGCAAAAGUUACUGCUACAGAACUAGAAUCAUAUCCCGUAGACAAGGUAUGGAGGUCCUGUGGUAAAGCAUUCAUUUUGCAAGACAAAUCCAAAUACGUCGACGAUUUGAAACAUGAUGAAGUUAUCGUUAAGGACCAAAGCAAGGCAUUAUUGAUAAAGAAAAAUUAUCUAGAAACAACUGUGGAAAAAAUCGUAAUGAAUUUAAGGGCUGCUCUAGCGAAAAAAUGA